AUGAUAUCCGUGGUCGUGGUGGGUGUACUGGCGGCGGCAGCGUCAAGCGCUCACGAAACCAGCCUCCCAGACUGCACCACGAUGAUCAACAUCGCACCCCUUCUGUACAAGGACAUCCUGGCGAACCAUCAAGACGAGAUCGGCAAGUGCUUGGGGUACUCCAAGUUCCAUGCGGCCAUUAAAGAAGACCGACGGCCCAACCGCGAAGAACUCGCGCUGUUCUUCGAAAGCAACGACUGCCGUGAAAUCGUCCGCCUGUUGCUACGAAAGGUGGACGAAAACGGCAGCAGGUGCUCGCUGGGUACCCUCGGCACCUCGCUCGGACAGUUAGCCUCCCUUCCCUUUGAAGACCUCAAAGCCAUCUACGCCCCGUUCCUUCGCGCGACUACACCUGCCCGAUGA
Molecule: messenger RNA, 402 nt
Organism: Aphanomyces astaci
Lineage: Eukaryota; Oomycota; Saprolegniomycetes; Saprolegniales; Verrucalvaceae
Exons: 1
Coding region: 1-402 (133 amino acids)
Source: RefSeq, a predicted model, not a curated record